AUGGUAGAAAUAGUAGUUUAUGGAGCUAUAAAGGCACAAAAGCUAGAUUUGGAGGAGACCUAUGAGCGGAUUCACAAGAUUAGGAUCACUCUUUCCUCCAAUAAUGUCAAAAACCGUAAGAAAGUUUACAUUGACUUGGUUCAUGGUGCCAAGGAUAAGAGACCGAGGGUUAAAGGACUAGUGACAAUUGCUACCAAGCAUGUUAUUGAUCUCUUCGGUUCGCUAAUGUUGUCAAACAAAUUACCUCUAUUACAAUUUAACCCGAGUGUUGAGGUUAAAGUUACCAUUGUUGAUUAG
Dovyalis caffra is the source of this 297-nucleotide messenger RNA. The record is from the annotation of a GenBank genome assembly. NCBI's taxonomy places the organism in Eukaryota, Viridiplantae, Streptophyta, Magnoliopsida, Malpighiales, Salicaceae.